AUGGCUGCUGUGAAGAACUCUGUGUCUGAGGACCCCCUCCUGGGCAAAGGCCCUGACAAGGACGCCUCAGAGGUGUCUUUGUCAGGGAGUGUGUUAGACUCCGGGAGUGUUCUCUCAGAUGACUCAGUGCUUCCAGACUACGAGCAGGAAGGUGAUUCACAGGGUACUGCCAACACGCUGUAUGAUGCGUGCACUCGGAAUGACCCCCUGGCGCUCCAAAAGGUUCUGGAGAGAGGGGUUACAAAAGAGGAGGUCAUGGCGGUAGACCACAACGGCUGGACUGGACUGAUGGUGGCGUGCUAUAAGGGGUUUUUGGACAUUGUUCAAUCUCUUUACCACUGUCCCUACCUGGACAUAAAUCACCAGGACAACGAUGGCAACACAGCACUGAUGAUCGCUGCACAAGCAGGUCACACCAUUACAGUGACCUACAUCCUAAACUACUACCCCGGGGCAGACACAGAGAUCCGGGAUUGCCGUGGCUUCACCGCACUCAUUAAAGCUGCCAUGCAGGGCCGAGAUGAUGUGGUGUGUUCCCUCGUCAUGGCCGGUGCAGACCUAAAUGCAAUAGACACCAGGAAGCAGAAGUGUGUGCGGGACUGGGCACUAAAGACGGGCCGCUACGAGACCUUGAGCCGCCUCCGCCGCCUCAACCUGCGGCCUAGAGCCGAGCAGUUUACUGAGAGUUACGUCCCCGAGUGGCCAGAACUGAAAGUGCUGGUGGCCAAAGCCACAGCCAACAAGAGCGCCGGCCAGAUGAUCACCCAGUGCAUCAGGUCCACCUUCAGCUUCAACUUUCCCCAAGACCCCCAGAACAACGGGGUCUUGGACAAUAUGGUGCGUAUCACCACCAGUAUCCACAGCCCUUUGGUGGCCACCGCCUGCCGGCCGCUAUGCCCCACCAGCCCCCCUGAGGUGGGAAAGAGGCGCUUGGCCGUGCCUGAGCUGAUGAAGAAGCACUCAGAGAAGAAGCUGGAGGAGAGCUCUGUGUGCCACAGCAACGGCUCCGUCUCCUCCAUCAUUCCACACAUCCACUCGGCCGAGACCAUCGCCACGUCCUGCUGUGUGGACACAGAGCGCAGGGGCAGCAUUAUCUCUAUAGCCUCCACCGGGGUGCGCGCCUUCAUGCCCAGGAACAUGGCCCACAGGAACAGUGUGUUCCCUUCCGGCUGCAUCCCCAAGAUCCAGAUAAUGAAAUCUGGAGAGCCCACGCCUAAGAAGGAAAAAAAGAAGAAGGGGCACAAGGGUCACCUGGAGCUGCCCAUAUGGAAGUACAAAGCAGAGAAGCAAGAGAAGAAGGAGAAGAAGAAGGCAGAGAAAGAAAAAGAGAAGGCCAAGAAGGAAAAGGAAAGGAAAAAGAAGAGAGAGAAGUAGUGAGAUGUCUAAAGCUGCCAAUUUAUUUCGAUGCCACACAUUUCCAAUAACUUCCAAUAUAUUUUUCCUGGAGUUAUAUUCCAAACAUCUGAAUUAUGAAGUACUGCUCAAAUUACUCAAAGGUCUGGACUCGGUUUUAUGGCCAAUGCAGUAAAAUGGAUUCUUUCAAGGCCAUCAUAUUCAUAAUGCUUUGUAAAUAUUUUUCUUUUUUUUAAUUUUACAGGACUAGUAAAGGCCCAGUGCACUACGUUUGUGAAAUUUUUAUAACUAAAUGUAUUCAAGUGUUUGCCAGCAUUUGCAACUUGAGUCUGAUAAUUAUCUGUAUAAAACAGUUAAUCUGAUAAUACUUCUGGAAUAUACAGGAAAGUAUUCAGAAUAAUACUUCUGGAAUAUACAGGAAAGCAUUCAGACCUCUUGACUUUUUGCCAUUUUUGUUAUGUUACAGCCUUAUUCUAAAAUGUUUUUUUAUUUUAUUAUCCUCAGCAAUCUACACACAAUACCCCAUAAUGACAAAGCGAAAACAGGCUUUUAGAAAUGUUUGCACAUUCAUUAAAUAUAAAAAACAGAAAUACCUUAUUUACAUAAGUAUUCAGACCCUUUGCUCUGAGACUCCAAAUUGAGCUCAGGUGCAUCCUGUUUCCAUUGAUCAUCCUUGAUAUGUUUCUUCAACUUGAUUUGAGUCCACUUGUGGUAAAUUCAAUUGAUUGGAAAGGCACACAACUGUCUUUAUAAGGUCCCACCAAUUUCUUUGGCAUUAUGGGGUACUGUAUGUAGAUCGAUGAGGAUUUAUAAAAAUACGUAAC
Messenger RNA from Salvelinus fontinalis (brook trout), 2177 nucleotides. Its product is annotated as photoreceptor ankyrin repeat protein-like. Lineage: Eukaryota; Metazoa; Chordata; Actinopteri; Salmoniformes; Salmonidae. The coding region runs from base 1 to 1374 and encodes 457 amino acids. The transcript has 4 exons. The record is from RefSeq and is a predicted model, not a curated record. Gene Ontology annotation, molecular function: protein binding.